CUUUCCUUCUGAGGAGCGAGGCAGUGGGGGAGAGCAAGAGAGAGAAAAAGCGAAUCUCUCGCUCGUUCUCCACUGUCCGCUCUGUUCGCAAACGGGGUUUGGGACUUAGGGUUUCAUUUUUGUUGAAUUGGAAGCUUGAUUUGAGCUCCGGAGAAUUUUUUUUUUGGUCAGAAUUUGGAAUUCUCUUGCGUUAGAUUUGGACUUAAGUUGGUGGUAGGAGGUGGGGGAGAUUGGUUCUGAUUCCUUCGGUUUCUGGAAAUGGAGAUUUGUUGAAUGGUUCCAGAUCUAGAUCUUCUUUACUUCGCAUAAGUUACUGUGGUUUCUGUAUUUUCUGAAGUGUGUCCUGUGCAGUGGGGUGCAUCAAAGGCGUUAUCUGCGCAGUGUGGACUCUCUUUCUAGACUGCUUGUGACAAUGAAGGAUUCAAGGAGUUUGACGGAAGCAACAGAAGUGGGGUCACGAGUGUAUGAGAAGAAUUUGGUGGAAGAGAUGAGGGAGUUGGGGAAAUUGAGAACAGCUGUUAUGGUGGAGAAAUGUUUGAGUAAGAAUGAAGGGGUCAUGUGUCCCAAACCAAGGAGACGACAUAUGAGGCAUUUUGGAGAGCACACUGACAUUAAAGUAGGUGGAGAGCUUUCAGAUAUCAUCAUAAACAAGGCUUCACCACCUUGCUAUUCAGUUUCCCCUCCUGUUCGUGCUAGCAACCCUCUCAUUCAGGACGCACGGUUUCGUGAACAGAGGAUCUCUCAGAGCUCUACUCCUGGUGUUAGACUUGAAGGUUUUGGUAAUGUUGGUCACAGCCGAAGGUCGCAAAGCAUCCCAACAGUGGCGUGACACUGUUUUGCACAGCCAUCUCUCAUCUGCCAUUCUAAGAUGGUGGAGAGAGAGAGAGAGAGAGAGAGAGCAUGCUUAUGCAACUCCUAAUUGAAGGUUUGAUGAUUAUGUACAGGGUUUUCUUUUGAAGUUUUAAAGUGUCCUGUUUCAGCCAGUAGAUGGUUUGGUACUUGAAAUGCUUGUAAAUAUGCAUGUAUUUUGGUUAUGGUUGAUGAUAGGCUCUUGAUGUAUUUUAACUUGUCUCAAACAUUGAGGGUUGAAUAAGAUCAACGAUUUUGAAUUCCAAA
Messenger RNA from Macadamia integrifolia, 1116 nucleotides. RefSeq lists its product as uncharacterized. NCBI's taxonomy places the organism in Eukaryota, Viridiplantae, Streptophyta, Magnoliopsida, Proteales, Proteaceae. The transcript is spliced from 5 exons. Bases 413 to 829 code for a protein of 138 amino acids. The record is from RefSeq and is a predicted model, not a curated record.